Guyanagaster necrorhizus is the source of this 603-nucleotide messenger RNA. RefSeq lists its product as uncharacterized. NCBI's taxonomy places the organism in Eukaryota, Fungi, Basidiomycota, Agaricomycetes, Agaricales, Physalacriaceae. Gene Ontology annotation, biological process: negative regulation of canonical NF-kappaB signal transduction. The record is from RefSeq and is a predicted model, not a curated record. The transcript has a single exon. Bases 1 to 603 code for a protein of 200 amino acids.
AUGGCAGACCAACGAAAGCAGCGCUCGUAUACCAACUCGAAGAGGAAGACCCAGCCAUGGCAGUCUAUGGUGGAUACGUACAUCUGGGUAGAAGAGCAGCGCUGGGCGACGGCGCAGUGGGUGUUUGAGCAGCAGAUGCGGACGAUCUACGGUGCCGGUAUAGAUGAAAAACAGCGGGCCGCAGCAGAAAGGCAUCGUGCUGACGAGCACCGACAGACCGUCGAGGAGAUAGCCAGCAGAAUCGCGGGGAAACGAAGUCGCAGAUCCAGGACAAAGGAAAGGCCACCAAAGAUGACAUGGACAGACUAUCAGGCGCGAUGGCAAGCCGUUCACUCGUCAUCGUCGUCGUUAUCAUUCUCCUCCAUUCCAUGGCCGCAGAGAAUCCAGCCAGCCACGCCAUCCGACAUAUCUCCUGCUGCUAUCGCCAGCUUCAUAUUCGCAUACCCCGGCACGCAGUCACGCAAAGAGCGGAUUCGCAGUGCGCAGUUGACGUGGCAUCCAGACCGAUUUCAGAGGCUAUUGGGCAGAGUAGUAGAGGAGGAGAGGGAGAAAGUUGGGGAGGGAGCAGGAAUCGUCGCACGGGCGCUAAAUGAUUUGAAAUAG